AUCAUCAAUGACCACAAAUGUAUAAAAAACAUUUGAAAACCCUCAAUUCUUGUCGUCUCAUUCUGCUCCAAGUUACACAAGAUCUAACCAGAAUGCUUCAACAACAUGAAUGAUCAACAAGAUAAUUACAAAGAUCCAGAAACAGUCAUCAAAUACGAGGAAUUCCAUGGCGCAUUCAACGAAGAUGACUAUAUAGACAUCCCACCAGAUGGAGGUUAUGGUUGGUUCUGCACAGCAUACAUCUCUGCAAUGAAUUUUGCAACAUGGGGUCCAAAUUGUGCAUGGGGAGUUUUCCUAUCAUUUUACCUCAAGAAUCCAGAUCUAUUCCCUGGUGGUACCGCUACAGAUUUUGGACUAAUUGGUGGGAUUAUUGUGUUUUUAACACUCUGUGUCAUUCCUUAUAGUGCAGUGUUGUUGUUGAAGAUUGGGUAUAGAUGGACUUUAGCUUUGGGGAUAAUGAUUCAAUUGGGCGGAUAUAUUGGUGCUAGUUUUGCUACAACUAUUGGUCAAUUGUAUGUCACACAAGGUUUAUUGAUUGGUAUUUCGUUUGGGUUGAUAUUUGGAGCAAAUAGUAUUGUCUUACCUUCAUGCCAUAUAGGAGUUGGCCUUGGUGGUGCUGUAUUUGCUCCAUCUAUUGAUAAACUAUUGCAGAAAACUGGGAAUCAUAAGUGGGCUUAUAGAAUGUUGGCUAUUGUUUCAUUUGUUAUAUGCUCCUCCAUGAUGUUUUUAAUCAAAGUGAGAGUCCCUAAAAACAGCACAAUUCAAAAUAAGCAAGAUAAAUCAAUCAAACAAGUUUUCAGGCAUAUUUUCGAUUAUAGAGUUUGGAAAAGUUUACCACUACAACUAGCUACAUUAUGGGCGUGUCUCAUUGCAUUUGGUUAUUACAUUUGCUUAUUCAGUCUUUCAAAUUAUGCAACCACAUUGGGUUAUUCACAACAUCAAGCUAUGAUUGUCACUGUGGUUUUAAAUUUAAGUCAAGCUGUAGGAAGACCACUAAUGGGGGUCUUUAGUGAAUUAUUUGGUCGUGUUAAUUUCACAAUGUUUGCUACACUAUACUCAUUGGUUUUAAUAUUUGCAUUUUGGAUAAACUUGACAAAUUACUCUUCAUUAAUAGUUUUUGCAAUCAUGCUGGGCUUACUGUUUGGUAUCGGAUCGGUUAAUGUUGUUCCAUUGGUUGUUGAUGUUGUUGGAUUGAACUCAUUUGCUGCAGGGUUAGGGUGGGCAAACACAUUUACUGGGACAAUGUCCUUAAUUGCAGAAGUUAUUGCAUUGAAUCUGAGAGAUUAUACAUUGACCAGACACACCCCAUAUUUUUAUUGUCAAAUAUUUGUUGGUUGUAUGUAUUUCUUAGCAUUGAUAUCUUUGAUCCCAUAUAGACAGUGGAAAGUCAAAAGAAUGUUGUAUCAAUUGAAGAAUUCCAAAACAGUUUCAGAAGAUCAAAGACAAGAAUUUAUGGAGUUGUAUGAAGAUAGAGGGGUUAAAGGCUAUGUGAAAAGAGCAUUCAUGGCUACAAAGGUUUAG
This is a messenger RNA of Hansenula anomala, 1521 nucleotides long. RefSeq lists its product as uncharacterized. Gene Ontology annotation, molecular function: transmembrane transporter activity. The coding region runs from base 106 to 1521 and encodes 471 amino acids. Gene Ontology annotation, biological process: transmembrane transport. The transcript has 2 exons. NCBI's taxonomy places the organism in Eukaryota, Fungi, Ascomycota, Saccharomycetes, Phaffomycetales, Wickerhamomycetaceae. The record is from RefSeq and is a predicted model, not a curated record.